Molecule: messenger RNA, 2619 nt
Organism: Cotesia glomerata
Lineage: Eukaryota; Metazoa; Arthropoda; Insecta; Hymenoptera; Braconidae
Product: regulator of nonsense transcripts 1 homolog
Exons: 12
Coding region: 98-2422 (774 amino acids)
Biological process (GO): termination of RNA polymerase II transcription
Cellular component (GO): nuclear body
Molecular function (GO): transcription termination site sequence-specific DNA binding; helicase activity
Source: RefSeq, a predicted model, not a curated record
UUCAAAUAUAUGUUUUAUUAAUUAAUAUCUUAAUUUUAAUACAAGCGUCUUUGGAUUCUCUUCUUUAGUUAUAAUUAUCAAGAUAUUUAGCUAAAAAAUGUUCGAAAACGAAGAUGAAGAAUUGCAAUUUGCUCUGUUAUUGAGUCGUUUAGAUUUAAAAAAUAAUUCUUCCAAGAGCUCUGAUUUGAAAUCUAUCAGUAGCUUACUCGAUCAAGAUUCUUAUGAUAGUAUACGCAAAGAAUUUUUUUACCAAAUUUUUCAAUGGGAGUCUUCUUGGACUUUUGAUAAUUCAUACAAAGACGUCCCACCAAGUGUCAUAGAUAGUAUUCCUAUGAAUCCUGUGAAAUUAGUUUAUUCCUCGUUUCAGGAGUAUCAGAAAAUCUUUUUGCCACCUAUCUUAAGUGAAUUUUGGUACACAUUGCGAGAUGAUAUUGCUGAGGAUGCAAAGAAAAAAAAAAAACCAAGUACAAUAACUGCACCAAUCAGAGAAUCAUCGUAUGAGUUUAUUCGAGUAAGCAACAAAAGCGAUGAUUUAACCCGUCGGCUCACCCGAUUCAAGGUGACUGCAACAGUCCCACGUAACAUUAAAGAUAAUAAACUUGAAAAUAAGUAUCCUGGUCGCGGAGAUUUCGUCAUUAUUAAGUAUACAACCAAAAAAACUGAAGAUUUUGGAUAUAUUGAAGAAGUUUCGAGAGAUGGAAAUCGAUGGAGCUCAUCAACAACAUUGACCUAUGUUAUUUUGACAAAACUCUGUUCACAGUCUGAAUUAUCAGGUUCUGUAACUCUGGUUACUGUAGACUGGAUUUUGUCGUAUUUAACUCACGUUGAUUCAUUAGAGAAUAUCUCUCAAUCGCCUUUGAUUAAAUUAAUUUUAAAACCAGAUAUUGACUCUUUCCGAUUAAUGCCAUGUCUCACCAUUCUACCGAUUGUCACAAAAGACACUCUUAAUUCAAAGCAAUUGGAAAUUAUGUCCCGAGUUGUGACUACUGUGGAAAGCCGAACUCCUGGGAUAUGUUUAAUUCAAGGGCCACCUGGAACAGGAAAAUCCACUGUGAUUAAAAAUAUUAUUGCAUCUGUAUUGAGUAGAAAACUUACACCUAGAGUGUUAGUAUGUGCGCCUUCUAACAAAGCUAUUGAUGAAUUAGUUCAGAGAUUGUUAGCGAUUCAACCACUUAUGGAAGACCAAAACAUUCCUUGGGAUAUUGUUCGAGUUGGUCGAGAAGACAAAAUUCAUAAGUCAGUUAAAAGUGUAUCUUUAUUGAAUCUUAGAAAGAGUCGAUUCAGUUCAGUAACGAGAGAACAAGCUGCAGAGGAACAUAUUUUAAACAAUGCAAAUAUAAUUGCAUGUACACUUACCUCUUGCUACACCAGCUAUCGUAUGAAAGCUGUAUUUGGAACUAACAGAUUGAACAUACCUUUUUGUAUAAUAGAUGAAGCUUCUCAGGCUACGGAAAUUUUAACUUUAGUCCCACUAAUGUUCUCUAUCAACAGAUUAAUUUUAGUUGGAGACCCUCAACAGUUGCCUCCAACUGUAUUAUCUCAGAAAGCAAAGGAAUAUGGGUACGAUCAGUCUCUUUUCGCAAGAGCGCAAAAAAUUUUUGAGAGUGAGUCCGAAAAUCCUAUUGUGAUGUUAGAUACUCAGUAUAGGAUGGUGAAUGCGAUCGCGGAAUGGCCAAACCGAUAUUUUUAUCGAGGAGCGAUUAAAAACGCUGCUUCCGUAGCACCGCUAAAUUUUUGCAAUUAUAAAGUUUUAAAUCACUCAUACAGUCAAGAUUCUGACGGUCAUUCCAAUCCAGAUGAAGCGACACUCGUAGCUGAAAUCGUUAAGGCUUUGAUCGAAAAAAAUAAAUCGAUAACCAGCGACAAGGAAAUUGUUAGUAUUGGUGUCAUUACACCUUACAAAAGGCAAUGCAUGUUAAUAAAUGAUUUAUUGAACCCACCUGAAGUGAAAAAAUUACUGAAAAAAGAUGCAGGUGAUGAUAAUCCUGAUAAGGAAAAUGAUGACGGCGGCAAAGAGAAUACUGAUACUGAUGAGAAAGUCAGCAAUGUUGAGGAUAGUAACAAAGAGAAAAAAGAUGAAAUUCAAGGAGAAAAAGAUGAUACACCGAAGCGAAAAAAAAUUGAAGUCAACACUGUUGAUAGUUUUCAAGGCUCCGAAUGUGAUAUUAUCGUAAUGUCGUGUGUAAGAAGCGAAGGUAUUGGAUUUGUUAAAGAUCCUCACAGACUUUGUGUUAGCGUCACUCGAGCUAAGCACAGUUUAAUUAUGUGUGGUAAUUUUAAUACGUUCAGGAUUAAUGAAACAUGGGAAAAUCUUUUAAAUGAUGCUCAGUCUCGUGGUGUUUACGUCGAUAUUUCAAAAGAUGGAAUUCAAGCGAUAACAAGUCAUAUAGUUGUUAAUCAUAAUAAUUCUUUCUUUUUUUAAUUAAUAUUUAUAUAUUUUAUUGACUAUGUUCUUUAUGAUUUUAACUACUACAAUGCUCUUUUAUUAAACUAUAUAUCAUAAUUUUAUUAUUAACGAUAUUGACAAACUCAAUUGUAAUAUUGAUACUUGGUUUUACUUUUUUAACUUUUAACUUUACUUUUAACUCAAAUGUAUAAAUUAAUAAAAAAAAAACAGUC